AUUUUGGGGUAAUCUCCGUUCGGAUGCUCAAUAUAACGCCCUGUUGUUUUGCAUUCAAUUGAGAAUUCCUAUACGGUUUUUACCUCUUUUUUCUGGGGCUUGUGCCUUGCUCGUGGUCCUCUGGGUGUUUUUUACUGUUCUCGCUCGUUCUAUUCAUUGCAGUGAAACACUGCAACUUGGAUGUUUGCUAUAUCUUAUUUGGAGCUUUUUGCGGGUCAACUAUUAAUAAGAGCUGGAAGAACAAGAGUUGAGGCUGUGCAAGUUUUUCCGAGGUCUAGUCUUUUUUGUGGUUUUAUCACACUCCAACUGAAAACAUGAACAUGGAAGAGAUGAGGGAGAUUGAGAGAGUUGAGAGACAAGAUUCAGAAGAGAUGAACAAUGAACAAGAGGAGUUGAAGAGAAUAGCUCCCUGGACGAAACAGAUCACCAUUCGAGGACUCAUUGCAAGCCUUCUUAUCGGAAUCAUAUACAGUGUGAUAGUGAUGAAACUCAACCUCACAACAGGGCUAGUCCCCAACCUCAAUGUCUCGGCUGCUCUUCUUGCCUUCAUAUUUAUAAAGUCUUGGACUAAGCUGCUUCAAAAGGCUGGAUUUGUUUCAACUCCAUUCACUCGACAAGAGAAUACCAUAAUUCAGACUUGUGCAGUUGCGUGUUAUAGUAUUGCUGUUGGAGGUGGCUUUGGGUCUUAUCUAUUGGGUUUAAACAGGAAGACAUAUAAACAAGCAGGAGUUGAUACAGAAGGCAACAAUCCUGGGAGCAUCAAGGAACCCGGGCUUGGAUGGAUGAUUGGUUUUCUCUUUGUCAGCUGCUUUGUUGGCCUUUUGGCAUUGGUUCCUUUGCGAAAGAUCAUGAUAGUUGACUACAAAUUGUCCUAUCCAAGUGGAACUGCUACUGCUGUUCUGAUAAAUGGGUUUCAUACUCCUAAAGGGGACAAAAUAGCUAAGAAGCAGGUUCAUGGAUUUCUGAAAUUCUUUUCAUUUAGCUUCCUCUGGGCAUUCUUCCAGUGGUUUUAUGCAGGUGGUGAUAAAUGCGGGUUUGCUCAGUUUCCUACAUUUGGUUUGAAAGCAUGGAAAAACUCGUUUUACUUUGAUUUCAGCAUGACUUACAUAGGUGCAGGAAUGAUAUGUUCACAUCUUGUAAACUUAUCUUUGCUCCUCGGAGCGGUUCUUUCUUGGGGAGUAAUGUGGCCUCUAAUAGGCGGUCUCAAAGGAGAGUGGUUCCCUGCAACUUUACCAGAAAGCAGCAUGAAGAGUCUAAAUGGUUACAAGGUUUUCAUUUCUAUUGCUUUAAUCCUGGGAGAUGGGCUCUACAAUUUUCUGAAGAUACUGUUUUUCACUGCUAGAAGCAUUCAUACCAGAGUGAAAGUUACAAACCUCAAUACAUUUCCGGGUAACCAGAAGCAACAUCAGGUUGAUCUUCAACGAAACGAACUAUUCAUAAGAGAGAACAUUCCAAUUUGGCUUGCAUGUGUAGGGUACACCCUUUUUUCGAUCAUUUCCAUCAUUGUAAUCCCUUUGAUGUUCCCUGAGCUGAAAUGGUACUAUGUAGUUGUUGCUUACAUUCUCGCACCCUCUCUAAGCUUCUGCAAUGCUUAUGGUGCUGGUCUAACUGACAUGAACAUGGCGUAUAAUUAUGGAAAAGUAGCCCUCUUUGUGCUUGCAGCUAUGUCUGGACAGGAAAAUGGUGUGGUUGCAGGACUUAUUGGUUGUGGACUGAUUAAGUCCAUUGUUUCUAUCUCAUCUGAUUUGAUGCACGAUUUUAAGACUGGUCAUUUAACUCUCACUUCUCCAAGAUCCAUGCUGGUCAGCCAGGCAAUUGGAACUGCCAUCGGCUGUGUUGUUGCUCCUCUUACAUUCUUUCUUUUCUACAAGGCUUUUGAUGUGGGGAACCCUGAUGGUGAAUACAAAGCCCCAUAUGCUCUAAUUUAUCGAAACAUGGCGAUUCUAGGUGUUCAAGGCUUCUCGGCACUACCGCACCACUGUUUGCAGCUCUGCUAUGGGUUUUUUGCCUUUGCCAUAGCAACCAACUUGUUGAGAGAUUUUAGUCCCAAAAACAUUGGGAAAUGGGUUCCACUUCCAAUGGCAAUGGCCGUGCCUUUCCUUGUAGGUGCAUACUUUGCCAUCGACAUGUGUGUGGGGAGUUUGGUUGUAUUUGCAUGGAACAAGCUAAAUGGAAAGAAGGCUGGUUUGAUGGUCCCUGCCGUUGCAUCUGGCUUGAUCUGCGGAGAUGGCUUGUGGCUUCUUCCUUCAUCUAUUCUUGCUUUGCUUAAGGUCCGUCCUCCGAUCUGCAUGAACUUCCUCGCAUCGCCAUAGACUUUGUUCAGAGGACAUAUAGGGGUAGAAUGCAGAGGCUUUGUUAGCUACAUUUAACAAAUAUCAAAUGUAGUAUAGUUCGAAAUUCACCACGAAUUACGGGACCAGCACAGUGUUUGAUACACAAGCCGUCUUAAGAGUGGUAAAAGGCAACAUUUGAGACAUAGAUAGCUGGUCUAAUGUAACAUACCUUUUAUUUGAGGCAGGAAUAGUUUUGUUCUGAUGUAAGUAUGCAUUUGAAAAGAAAAUGGUUUAAUAAGAAA
Molecule: messenger RNA, 2575 nt
Organism: Hibiscus syriacus
Lineage: Eukaryota; Viridiplantae; Streptophyta; Magnoliopsida; Malvales; Malvaceae
Product: metal-nicotianamine transporter YSL3-like
Exons: 9
Coding region: 315-2312 (665 amino acids)
Biological process (GO): seed development; response to iron ion
Cellular component (GO): plasma membrane
Molecular function (GO): oligopeptide transmembrane transporter activity; iron-nicotianamine transmembrane transporter activity
Source: RefSeq, a predicted model, not a curated record